This is a messenger RNA of Ostertagia ostertagi, 570 nucleotides long. The record is from the annotation of a GenBank genome assembly. NCBI's taxonomy places the organism in Eukaryota, Metazoa, Nematoda, Chromadorea, Rhabditida, Trichostrongylidae.
AUGUUGGUCGCGGAUGUUCAGGAUUCAUGCCCGGCUCUCACGGAAAUGGAAAACGCCAUGGUCAACUGGGUUGGAAGGGCACUAGGAUUUCCGGAAACAUUUCUCUUUCAGGAUUCUCCACCUGCCAGUCAAGGAGGCGGCACGGUAACGGAGUCAGGAUCGGACGCAAUUCUGUGUGCAGUUCUGGCGGCUAGGCAAUGGAAAAUCAAUCAGAUCAUAGAAGAAGAAAAGCGCAAAGGAGGAUCAAAGUUUGACACAAUCCACGACAUUGGAAAGCGACUUGUUGUCUACAGUAGCAAAGACGUACGUCUUCUUCACGUGUUCUUUACAGCUCAUUCCUGCAUCGAAAAAGCGUGCAAACUGGCCAUGCUGCGAUGUCGACCAAUUCAACCCCUGGAAGAAAAUCAGUGGGGAAUCACCGGCGAACAAAUCGAAGAGGAGAUUAAAAAAUCGAUAACGCAUCUAGGACCUCGAGAAAGGCUUGAUACCAUGCUUCAUCAACUGCACCCUCGGGACAUCGUCAACUGCAUCCUGCGACAAGCUGACAUCAAUCUGCCCUGUCUCUUCUAA